AUGCAAGAUGCAAAGACUGUUCAAACUCCUCUUGGAGCCCAUCUGAAGCUUUCACAUGAGCAGAGUCCACAGACUGAAAAAGAGAAGUUUAUGAGCAAUCCAGGAAAGUCUCACUGGAUGGCUCUAAAAUGGAUUAUGAGAUACUUGAAUGGAACCAAAUCAGUGGGCAUUGUGUUUAAGCGAAAUCAAAGUUAUAAUAAUUGUAUUGAGGGUUUUGCUGAUGCAGAUUAUGCAGGGGAUAUGGAUAGGAGGAAGUCAACCUUUGGUUUUGUAUUUACUUUGUGGGGAAAUACUGUUAGUUCUAAAUCCAAACUACAACAUAUGGUUACCCUGUCCUCAACAGAGUCAGAGUAUGUGGUAUUGACAGAGGUAGCAAAGGAAGCUACCUGGUUGAAAGGUCUUGUAAAUGAGUUGGGUAUUGAGCAACAAACAGUGAAGAUAAACAGUGAUAGCUAG
Pistacia vera is the source of this 456-nucleotide messenger RNA. RefSeq names its product secreted RxLR effector protein 161-like. The record is from RefSeq and is a predicted model, not a curated record. The coding region runs from base 1 to 456 and encodes 151 amino acids. The transcript has 2 exons. Lineage: Eukaryota; Viridiplantae; Streptophyta; Magnoliopsida; Sapindales; Anacardiaceae.